Messenger RNA from Colletotrichum scovillei, 1257 nucleotides. RefSeq lists its product as uncharacterized. Gene Ontology annotation, molecular function: DNA-binding transcription factor activity, RNA polymerase II-specific. The record is from RefSeq and is a predicted model, not a curated record. Bases 1 to 1257 code for a protein of 418 amino acids. NCBI's taxonomy places the organism in Eukaryota, Fungi, Ascomycota, Sordariomycetes, Glomerellales, Glomerellaceae. The transcript is spliced from 3 exons. Gene Ontology annotation, cellular component: nucleus.
AUGCAUAGCUAUGCAAUCAAUUACCAUCCCUACUUCCCGAUAGUGCCAGCCAACGUACUCCUCCCGCAAUACCUUCACGAGACGAUAAAACACGAGUCAUUUCUUCUCACGGCGGCCCUCGUAGUGGCUUCGCGGGAUCGAUCAGAUUUGGCAGAGCUACACCAAUCAAUAUGGGCCCAUAUGCGACACCUGAUACUCGAUGUUGUGCUAGGAAUGUCCACGAUCCGAAGCGUCGGCUGCGUUGAGGUUACCUACCUAUCCGACCGGCAGAUAUCUAUCCGCAUGGGCCAGGCUUUCUGGUCCCGUGGCCCUGCGUUGUCAGCUCGGUUUACCGCGGAGGACUUCCCCUCCCUUCAGCCUCAAUAUGCAUCCGGAGACGAUUUUGCGUCCCUGCUUCAAGCGCAGGUUGAGCUCACUACUCUCUUCGGCAACGCCCACGACAUCCUAUUUGCUUCCAAGCAAAGAACUGCUGAACUCAUGGUCCGUGGGGACUACACCAAGUACAUUGAUGAUGCCAGUCGCGCUAUCGUUGCGUGGGAUUUGGUAUGGACUCCAUUGACGGCUCCCUCCCACCUCAAGUGCUGCUUAAGAAUGAUGGAAAAGUAUCUACGUCUCUACGUGAACGCCUUUGCUUUCCAAGCUGUCCUGUACAGAGCGUCGUUGUCUGGAACGGACGUGGCGAGAGUCUCGUGUUUCCCCCACUCUGCCAUGGCAAGCCCGGAUGCACGAAUGGUUUACGAGGCUGUUGAUGCUGCAGAGGCACUGCUAAGGAUUGCAAUUGAAGACAUUGGUCCCGAGAGACACCUGCGAUAUAUGCCAGCUCGGUUUUACCUAUAUGAGAUCCACUCAGCCGUGUUUCUCUACAAAGCCCAUGCCGCCGGCGCGAUCUCGUCUGGGAAGCACGCCCAGACUGCCAGCCUGGUGCGGCGAUUUAUAGGCGUCCUAGAAAUUGCAGCGACAGAUACCGAUCACAUUGCAUCCAAGUACGCAAAACUGCUAAAUGGCUUAUGGUUCCAUAAAGGAGGAGCGAGAGGAGAUACAACCAGAAGCCGGGGCUCUGAGGAAAGAGUGCAAUCCGAUGAGGUUGGUAAUCUGAAUGACUUCAAUCAAGUCGAUGGUAAUGAUGAGAACCACGAUGACACAGGUCAUCUGCCAUCCUUUGACGAGAUUGGUCUCCAGCCAUUGGACUGGAUUGAGUCGGUCGAAGGGCUGUUCUCCAUGCCCGCCGCAUUUCCAUGGGAUCAGUCGAUAUACUGA